Fusarium proliferatum ET1 is the source of this 1368-nucleotide messenger RNA. RefSeq lists its product as uncharacterized. The record is from RefSeq and is a predicted model, not a curated record. Gene Ontology annotation, molecular function: transmembrane transporter activity. Gene Ontology annotation, biological process: transmembrane transport. Bases 1 to 1368 code for a protein of 455 amino acids. Gene Ontology annotation, cellular component: fungal-type vacuole membrane. The transcript has 3 exons. NCBI's taxonomy places the organism in Eukaryota, Fungi, Ascomycota, Sordariomycetes, Hypocreales, Nectriaceae.
AUGGCAACCCAGGCUAAUGUGUCGCCUCACAACUCGGAGCUCACGCUCCAGAACCAAGCCCAGAACCCUAACCAGAACGAGGCUGGUUACAACAACGAAAAGUCGGAUCUGGAAGAUGGUAGCACGCAGCCUGAGCCAGCUGGUCAAGGUCAUGGCCAUGGCCCGCCGCCACCUGAUGGUGGUCUUGCAGCAUGGCUUGUUGUUCUUGGCGCGUGGUGUACAUCGUUCUGCAGUUUUGGUUGGAUCAACAGUGUCGGCGUUUUUCAGGAAUACUACCAGAACGAUCUUCUCAAGGGGUACUCGUCGAGCACCAUUGCAUGGAUUCCCUCACUGCAAAUCUUCUUCAUCAUGGCCAUGGGUCCGAUCAUCGGCACGCUGUAUGAUAAAUAUGGGCCUCGAUGGCUCAUUCUUGGUGGAAGCUUGAUGCAUGUUUUCGGCAUUAUGAUGACAUCCAUCAGUACCAAGUACUACCAGAUUCUUCUGUCUCAAGGUGUAUGCUCAGCCAUUGGUGUCUCAGCCAUCUUCCAGCCAGCCCUAUCGACGAUUCACGCAUGGUUCUCCACCAACACAGGAGCUGCCUUUGGUAUACUUGCAACUGGCUCCAGUAUCGGGGGUGUCAUCUUCCCCAUCAUGGUCAGCCACCUCAUCAAGUCACAGGGAUUCGGCUGGACCAUGCGAAUCUGUGCCUUUAUGAUGCUUGGUCUCCUCGUCAUCGCCAACCUCACCGUCAGGUCGCUCCACCCGCCGAAUCCUCAGAAGAUCACCCGUGCCCAGCUGGCCAAGCCUUUCACCGAGCCCGAAUUCAUCCUUGUCACGCUCGGAUUCUUCUUUUUUACCUAUGGCAUGUUCGUCCCCAUCGACUACCUACCCCUUCAGGCACUUCAUGCUGGAGUGGACGCGAACCUCGAUCAGUAUCUGAUCCCUAUCCUGAAUGCUGCCAGUCUCUUUGGCCGUCUUGGUUCGGGAAUUGUUGGUGAUAAGAUCGGCCGUUACAACGUCUUCAUUGUUGUUGGCUCACUUUCCGCUCUUUGGAUUCUUGCCCUUUGGAUUCCUUGCAACACACAAGACGGCAUUAUUGCAUUUGCCGCUUUGUUUGGUUUCUGCUCCGGUGCUUACAUCUCCUUGAUUGCACCUCUUGUUGCUCAGAUCUCUCCUCUCCCGGAGAUUGGAUUCCGUACCGGCAUAGUGUUGUGUCUCUCCUCCAUCAGUGGACUUACCACCAACCCCAUCAACGGUUCUAUCCUUGAUAAGCCAACUGGUUGGCUCGGAGUCAAGAUCUUUGCCGGCGUAUUCUGCGCGGUGGGAACUGCUUGCAUCCUUGCUGCAAGAGUCCAUCGUGUUGGAUGGAAGAUCACGGCUACCUUCUAA